CCCCCCCCUUCCCCGCCCGCCCCGCGCUCCCCGGGCGCCCUCGCUCGCGCGCUCUCCGAGGCGAGCGCGCUCCCGGCCGGCGCGCUCCGGGCUCCGGCUUCUCCCGGCUCCUGUCAGUGCGGUGACUGCGCUGGGAAACAUGGCGACCGAGGGGAUGAUCCUCACCAACCACGACCAUCAAAUCCGCGUCGGAGUCCUCACAGUGAGUGAUAGCUGCUUCAGGAAUCUUGCAGAAGAUCGCAGUGGGAUAAAUCUAAAAGAUCUUGUCCAAGAUCCUUCUUUGUUGGGUGGGACUAUAUCAGCAUACAAGAUAGUACCAGAUGAAAUAGAAGAAAUCAAGGAAACGCUCAUAGACUGGUGUGAUGACAAGGAACUUAAUUUGAUAUUAACAACUGGAGGAACAGGGUUUGCACCACGAGAUGUCACUCCAGAGGCCACAAAAGAAGUAAUAGAACGGGAAGCACCAGGGAUGGCCCUGGCAAUGCUGAUGGGAUCACUUAAUGUUACACCUCUGGGCAUGCUCUCUAGACCAGUGUGUGGAAUAAGGGGGAAAACUCUGAUAAUUAACCUACCUGGUAGCAAGAAAGGAUCUCAGGAAUGCUUUCAGUUCAUACUGCCAGCUCUACCUCAUGCCAUUGACCUUUUACGUGAUGCCAUUGUAAAAGUAAAGGAGGUGCAUGAUGAACUUGAAGAUUUACCUUCCCCACCACCUCCUCUUUCUCCACCUCCUACAACUAGCCCCCAUAAACAGACAGAAGACAAAGGGGUUCAGUGUGAAGAAGAGGAAGAAGAAAAAAAAGACAGUGGUGUAGCUUCAACAGAAGAUAGUUCCUCAUCACAUAUAACUGCAGCAGCUAUUGCUGCAAAGAAGCAUCCAUUCUACACCAGUCCUGCUGUUUUCAUGGCACAUCAUGGGCAGCCUAUCCCUGGUCUCAUCAGUUAUUCCCAUCAUCCAACAGGCAGUGCAGAUGAACGGAUUCCAGACUCCAUCAUUUCUCGUGGUGUUCAGGUGCUCCCACGAGACACAGCCUCCCUUAGCACUACUCCUUCAGAAUCACCCCGUGCUCAGGCUACAUCUCGCCUCUCUACAGCUUCUUGUCCAACACCAAAACAAAUUAGACGGCCGGAUGAAAGCAAAGGAGUUGCUAGUAGAGUUGGAUCCCUCAAAGCUCGGCUUCCGUCGUGCUCAUCUACCUAUAGUGUAUCUGAGGUCCAGUCCAGGUGCAGCAGCAAGGAGAACAUUCUAAGAGCCAGUCACAGUGCUGUAGAUAUCACCAAGGUGGCUAGAAGACAUCGCAUGUCUCCUUUCCCUCUGACGUCUAUGGACAAAGCCUUCAUUACAGUCCUGGAGAUGACUCCGGUGCUUGGUACAGAAAUCAUCAAUUACCGAGAUGGAAUGGGGCGAGUCCUUGCUCAAGAUGUAUAUGCAAAAGACAACCUACCCCCAUUCCCAGCAUCAGUAAAAGAUGGCUAUGCUGUUCGAGCUGCUGAUGGUCCAGGAGAUCGUUUCAUCAUUGGGGAAUCCCAAGCUGGUGAACAGCCAACUCAAACAGUAAUGCCAGGACAAGUGAUGCGGGUUACAACAGGUGCUCCAAUCCCCUGCGGUGCUGAUGCAGUAGUACAAGUUGAAGAUACUGAACUCAUCAGGGAAUCAGAUGAUGGUACUGAAGAACUUGAAGUGCGAAUUCUGGUGCAAGCUCGGCCAGGCCAAGAUAUCCGACCCAUUGGCCAUGACAUUAAAAGAGGAGAGUGCGUUUUGGCCAAAGGAACCCAUAUGGGCCCUUCAGAGAUUGGUCUUCUUGCAACUGUAGGUGUCACAGAAGUUGAAGUUAAUAAGUUUCCAGUGGUUGCCGUCAUGUCAACAGGAAAUGAGCUGCUAAAUCCUGAAGAUGACCUCUUACCAGGAAAGAUUCGAGACAGCAAUCGGUCAACACUUCUAGCAACAAUUCAGGAACAUGGUUACCCUACAAUCAACCUGGGUAUUGUGGGAGACAACCCAGAUGACUUACUCAAUGCCUUGAACGAGGGUAUCAGCCGCGCUGAUGUCAUCAUCACGUCAGGAGGUGUAUCCAUGGGGGAAAAGGACUAUCUCAAGCAGGUGCUGGACAUUGAUCUUCAUGCUCAGAUCCAUUUUGGCAGGGUUUUUAUGAAGCCAGGCUUGCCAACAACAUUUGCAACUUUGGAUAUUGAUGGUGUAAGAAAAAUUAUUUUUGCACUACCAGGGAAUCCUGUAUCAGCUGUGGUCACCUGCAACCUCUUUGUUGUACCUGCACUAAGAAAGAUGCAGGGUAUCUUGGAUCCUCGGCCAACCAUCAUCAAAGCCAGGUUAUCAUGUGAUGUGAAACUGGACCCUCGCCCAGAAUACCACCGGUGUAUACUGACUUGGCAUCACCAAGAACCACUGCCCUGGGCCCAGAGUACAGGUAAUCAGAUGAGCAGCCGUUUGAUGAGCAUGCGCAGUGCCAAUGGAUUAUUGAUGCUACCUCCAAAGACAGAGCAGUAUGUGGAACUCCACAAGGGCGAGGUGGUGGAUGUCAUGGUCAUUGGACGGCUAUGAUGGUGACCAACAGGAGAAAGCUUUGAUGCAUGUCCACAUAUCAUUGACUGUAUCCUGUAAUAUGCAACGGCACAGCUAGUUUUUCUGAUUUGGAUAAAAGUUGAUCUGUAUAGUCAACAUCUUGAAUUAUAUUUCAAAUGAAUUUAAAUACCUUUUAAAGAAAAAAAAAACCUAAGAAUAAAUCCUAACAGACAACUCUAUUCCGAUUAUAUCAAAGCAAAAUUUUCCUUUCUUGCAAAUUGCUUUGUGUGUUCAAUGCUAGAUCUGAUAGCUUUUAGUAGACAGCGGUAGGUGCCUGCAGAACUUGUGUUUUUCUCAUCUUUAAAUACAACUACUUAUGCUCUUAAUCAAGGCUGUCUGCUUAUUUAUACUAGUGUAGGCAACACUUGGAUUUCCCUUCUUAGUAUGCUUCAUAACUGCUUUACAGAGAGCUUUUGCUUGUUCUUUAUCAUGUAUCUCGUGUUUAUGUGCACCGUGCCAAAAGAGGAGUGACUGCGUGGAGGCCCUGCCUGCCGCAAGAACAUCCCUGCCGAGCACCCAGGGAAGUUCUCACCCUAGCAGCCUCAUGGCACAGUACUCGCAGGCAGUAACUGGAUACCUUUUAUUUGAACAAACAAACUGGGGGAAAAUGCUUCCUUAAGUGCUGACAGCCUUUUUAACCAACACAUUUAAAAUUGUACAGAACAAAAACAAAAUCAAAGACUGAUCUUGUACAGAUAUUAGUGUUACCAGCAUUCAUGUGGAAAUCAAGAGCAAAAACAAAAUAAUGUUAAACAACUCUGUACCAUAACAUUUUCUGUAAUGAUACUGAAACUUAAUGAAUAAAAAAAAAAAUCCUUGAUCAUUA
Psammomys obesus (fat sand rat) is the source of this 3404-nucleotide messenger RNA. It is a transcript of the gene Gphn, whose product is annotated as gephyrin. Bases 140 to 2557 code for a protein of 805 amino acids. The transcript has 25 exons. Gene Ontology annotation, biological process: postsynaptic neurotransmitter receptor diffusion trapping; Mo-molybdopterin cofactor biosynthetic process; glycine receptor clustering. Gene Ontology annotation, molecular function: molybdopterin molybdotransferase activity. The record is from RefSeq and is a predicted model, not a curated record. Gene Ontology annotation, cellular component: dendrite; cytosol; postsynaptic specialization. NCBI's taxonomy places the organism in Eukaryota, Metazoa, Chordata, Mammalia, Rodentia, Muridae.